Messenger RNA from Piliocolobus tephrosceles (Ugandan red Colobus), 7890 nucleotides. It is a transcript of the gene CR1, whose product is annotated as complement C3b/C4b receptor 1 (Knops blood group). The record is from RefSeq and is a predicted model, not a curated record. Lineage: Eukaryota; Metazoa; Chordata; Mammalia; Primates; Cercopithecidae. The coding region runs from base 117 to 7544 and encodes 2475 amino acids. The transcript has 48 exons.
CCCCAUACCCUGGGCGCGGAGCACAAGGAUUGGCCACUCCUCCUUGUACUGCUCUUUUCCUCUUAUUUCAGUUUUCUUCGAGAACAAAUCUGGUUUGUAGAUGUGCUUGGGGGAGAAUGGGGACCUCUUCUCCAAGAAGCCCGGAGCCUGUUGGGCCGCCGGCGCCCCGUCUCCUCUUCUGCUGCGGAGGAUCCCUGCUGGCGGUUUUGGUGCUGCUCGCGCUGCCGGUGGCCUGGGGUCAAUGCAAUGCCCCGGAACGGCUUCCAUUUGCCAGGCCUACCAACCUAUUUGAUGCAUCUGAGUUUCCCGUUGGGACACAUCUGAAGUAUGAAUGCCGCCCUGGUUAUUAUGGAAGACCGUUUUCUAUCAUCUGCCUAAAAAACUCAGUCUGGACAAGUGCUAAGGAGAAGUGCACACGUAAAUCAUGUCGUAAUCCUAAAGAUCCUGUGAAUGGCAUGGUUCAUGUGAUCAAAGACAUCCAGUUCGGAUCCCAAAUUAAUUAUUCUUGUACUAAAGGACACCGACUCAUUGGUUCCUCUUCGGCCACAUGCAUCAUCUCAGGCGAUACUGUCAUUUGGGAUAAUGAAACACCUAUUUGUGAGAAAAUUUCUUGUGGACUACCACCCACCAUAGACAACGGAGAUUUCUUUAGUGCCAACAAAGAGUAUUUUCACUAUGGAUCUGUGGUGACCUAUCACUGCAAUCUUGGAAGCGGAGGGAGAGAGGUGUUUGAGCUCGUGGGUGAGCCCUCCAUAUACUGCACCAGCAAUGAAGAUCAAGUGGGCAUCUGGAGUGGCCCGGCCCCUCAGUGCAUUAUACCUAACAAAUGCACGCCUCCAAAUGUGGAAAAUGGAAUAUUGGUAUCUGUCAACAGAAGCUUAUUUUCCUUAAAUGAAGUUGUGGAUAACAAGUGCUCUGGAACUGUCCUUUCCACAGUGUGUCAGCCGCCUCCAGAAAUCCUGCAUGGUGAGCAUACCCCAAGCCAUCAGGACAACUUUUCACCCGGGCAGGAAGUGUUCUACAGCUGUGAGCCCGGCUAUGACCUCAGAGGGGCUGCAUCUCUGCACUGCACGCCCCAGGGAGACUGGAGUCCUGAAGCCCCCAGAUGUGCAGUGAAAUCCUGUGAUGACUUCUUGGGUCAACUCCCUCAUGGCCGUGUGCUAUUUCCACUUAAUCUCCAGCUUGGGGCAAAGGUGUCCUUUGUCUGUGAUGAAGGGUUUCGCUUAAAGGGCAGCUCCGUUAGUCAUUGUGUCUUGGUUGGAAUGAGAAGCCUUUGGAAUAACAGUGUUCCUGUGUGUGAACAUAUCUUUUGUCCAAAUCCUCCAGCUAUCCUUAAUGGGAGACACACCGGAACUCUCCUUGGAGAUAUUCCCUAUGGAAAAGAAAUAUCUUACACAUGUGACCCCCACCCAGACAGAGGGAUGACCUUCAACCUCAUUGGGGAGAAAACUAUCCGCUGCACAAGUGACCCUCAAGGGAAUGGGGUUUGGAGCAGCCCCGCCCCUCACUGUGAACUUUCUGUUCGUGCUGGUCACUGUAAAGCCCCAGAGCAGUUUCCAUUUGCCAGGCCCACAAUCCCAAUUAAUGACUUUGAGUUUCCAGUCGGGACAUCUUUGAAUUAUGAAUGCCGUCCUGGGUAUUUUGGGAGAAUGUUCUCUAUCUCCUGCCUAGAAAACUUGGUCUGGUCAAGUGUUGAAGACAACUGUAGACGAAAAUCAUGUGGAACUCCUCCAGAACCCUUCAAUGGAAUGGUGCAUAUAAACACAGAUACCCAGUUUGGAUCAACAGUUAAUUAUUCUUGUAAUAAAGGGUUUCGACUCAUUGGUUCCACAUCUACUACUUGUCUCGUCUCAGGCAAUAAUGUCAUGUGGGAUAAGGAGGCACCUAUUUGUGAGAUCAUAUCUUGCAAGCCACCUCCAACCAUAUCCAAUGGAGACUUCUACAGCAACAACAGAAUAUCUUUUCACAGUGGAACAGUGGUAACUUACCAGUGCCACACUGGACCAGAUGGAGAACAGCUGUUUGAGCUCGUGGGAGAACGGUCAAUAUAUUGCACCAGCAAAGAUGAUCAAGUUGGUGUUUGGAGCAGCCCUCCCCCUCGAUGUAUUUCUACUAAUAAAUGCACAGCUCCAGAAGUUGAAAACGGAAUUAGAGUACCAGGAAAUAAGAGUUUCUUUUCCCUCAAUGAGAUCGUGAGAUUUAGAUGUCAGCCCGGCUUUGUCAUGGUAGGGUCCCACACUGUGCAGUGCCAGACCAACAACAGAUGGGGGCCCAAGCUGCCACACUGCUCCAGGGUGUGUCAGCCACCUCCAGAAAUCCUGCAUGGUGAGCAUACUCCAAGUCAUCAGGACAACUUUUCACCUGGGCAGGAAGUGUUCUACAGCUGUGAGCCUGGCUAUGACCUAAGAGGGGCUGCGUCUCUGCAUUGCACGCCCCAGGGAGAAUGGAGCCCUGAAGCCCCCACAUGUACAGUGAAAUCCUGUGAUGACUUCCUGGGCCAACUCCCUCAUGGCCGUGUGCUGUUUCCACUCAAUCUCCAGCCUGGGGCAAAGGUGUCCUUUGUUUGCGAUGAAGGGUUCCGAUUAAAAGGCAGGUCUGCUAGUCAUUGUGUCUUGGCUGGAAUGAAAGCCCUUUGGAAUAGCAGUGUUCCAGUGUGUGAACAAAUUUUUUGCCCAAAUCCUCCAGCUAUCCUUAAUGGGAGACACACAGGAACUCCCCUUGGAGAUAUUCCCUAUGGAAAAGAAAUAUCUUACACAUGCGACCCCCACCCAGACAGAGGGAUGACCUUCGACCUCAUUGGGGAGAGCACCAUCCGCUGCACAAGUGACCCUCAAGGGAAUGGGGUUUGGAGCAGCCCUGCCCCUCGCUGUGAACUUUCUGUUCCUGCUGCCUGCCCACAUCCACCCAAGAUCCAAAACGGGCAUUACAUUGGAGGACACGUAUCUCUAUAUCUUCCUGGGAUGACAAUCAGCUACAUUUGUGACCCCGGCUACCUGUUAGUGGGAAAGGGCAUCAUUUUCUGUACAGACCAGGGAAUCUGGAGCCAACUGGAUCAUUACUGCAAAGAGGUAAAUUGUAGCUUCCCACAGUUUAUGAAUGGAAUCUCAAAAGAGUUAGAAAUGAAAAAAGUGUAUCACUAUGGAGAUUACGUGACUUUGGAGUGUGAAGAUGGGUAUGCGCUGGAAGGCAGUCCCUGGAGCCAGUGCCAGGAGGAUGACAGAUGGGACCCUCCUCUGGCCAUAUGUACCUCUCGUGCACGUGAUGCUCUAAUAGUUGGCACUUUAUCUGGUAUGAUCUUUAUUUUAUUCAUCAUUUUCCUCCCUUGCAUAAUUCUAAAGUACAGAAAAGGCAAUAAUGCACAUGAAAAACCUAAAGAAGUGGCUAUCCAUAUACAUUCUCAAGGAGGCAGCAGCGUUCAUCCCCAAACUCUGCAAACAAAUGAAGAAAAUAGCAGAUGGGCAUUUGUAUACACUGGGGGAUACAUGGUUAAUGCUAAUGUACCAAUGGGAUAUAAAAAUCGGCUCUGGACUCGCCCUUUCUCCUCGAAGGCCAACGAGUUGCCCCUGCGCGCCGAGGCCCCGCCCCGCGGCCCGCCGAUUGGCUCCAGCCGCCCCGGCGCCAAGACUCAAUUCCACCCCAAGCGCCCAGGCCACGCCCCCCUGUCAAGCGCCCUGGAAACUUCGACCUGGGGUCGGGUUCGCGCGUCCGCGGCGAGGCUGGAGCUCUGCUCAGUCAGUCCGGCAGGAGGCGCGGGGCGGGACUCACUGCACGUCGUGCGGGCUUGGGAUGGAGAGCGAGGCCAGGGUUCUCCGAGGGGUGCACUGCUCAGAUCCCGGGGAUAUGUGACGGGGAAUGCAGGAACCACGCAGAGUCCGAGUUAUUACUUAAGUGGUAAAGAAAUUCUAUAUUGUGAACUUAAAGGAUCAGUAGCAGUUUGGAGCAGUAAGUCCCCAAAAUGUGAAAAGGUUUUGUGUACACCACCUCCAAAAAUAAAAAAUGGAAAACACACCUUUAGUGAAGUAGAAGUGUUUGAGUAUCUUGAUGCAGUAACUUACAGUUGUGAUCCUGCACCUGGACCAGAUCCAUUUUCACUUAUUGGAGAGAGCACGAUUUAUUGUGGUAACAAUUCAAAGCUCCAGCUUUACCACUUGUUGGUGGAGCCCAACCACUGCCACAGGGUCCUCAUCGCCAACACGCCUGGCAGAUCCAAGAAGAGAUGGCCCAGCAUGGGAUGUGGUAAACAGCGGCACCCGAGAGUGCAGGGUGCGUGUGGCUCCACUGCCUGGUUUCUGCAGAGAUCCUAUGCCGCUGCUCUGUGCCCACCACACAGGAACCAGAGAGGGAGCGCCAUGUCCCCCGCUUUGGAGAUUGCUGCACGAAAGGGCCAGGUAUCAGACCUUUGCUCUGUCACCUCAGCACUGGCACCAGGAGCCCCACAGAGCAGCAUUUGGGAGACGGACAGCCCGGGGGAAAAUAGAGGAAGCUUUCAGAAGUGGCUAGAUGAGAUAUUUGAAAUACUGAAGACUAAAAACCCCAGCUUCAUGGAAGAGCUGGCCUCAGAUGUGAUCAGUUCUUACGAUGACAUAGACACACAAGGAAUAGUCAAACAGGGUGUUUGGAGGCGAGCUGCCAUCAUCCACCGCCUUUGUCUGGAAGCGCAGAGCCUCGCACGCGCGAUCCAUCGGAAGUCCAAGCAUUGUCAAGAUCUACUGCUUCACCUGGGUCCUCAAGAUCAAUGCAAUGCCCCGGAACGGCUUCCAUUUGCCAGGCUUACCAAUCUAACUGAUGCAUCUGAGUUUCCCAUUGGGACACAUCUGAAGUAUGAAUGCCGCCCUGGUUAUUAUGGAAGACCAUUUUCUAUCAUCUGCCUAAAAAACUCAGUCUGGACAAGUGCUAAGGACAAGUGCACACGUAAAUCAUGUCAUAAUCCUAAAGAUCCUGUGAAUGGCAUGGUGCAUGUGAUCAAAGACAUCCAGUUCGAAUCCCAAAUUAAUUAUUCUUGUAAUAAAGGACACCGACUCAUUGGUUCCUCUUCGGCCACAUGCAUCGUCUCAGGCGAUACUGUCAUUUGGGAUAAUGAAACACCUGUUUGUGAGAUAAUUCCUUGUGGGCUACCCCCCACCAUCGCCAAUGGAGAUUUCUUUAGCACCAGCAGAGAGUAUUUUCACUACGGAUCUGUGGUGACCUACCGCUGCAAUCUUGGAAGCAGAGGGAGAAAGUUGUUUGAGCUUGUGGGUGAGCCUUCCAUACACUGCACCAGCAAAGAUGAUCAAGUGGGCAUCUGGAGCGGCCCGGCCCCUCAGUGCAUUAUACCUAACAAAUGCACGCCUCCAAAUGUGGAAAAUGGAAUAUUGGUGUCUGUCAACAGAAGCUUAUUUUCCUUAAAUGAAUUUGUGGAGUUUAGGUGUCAGCCUGGCUUUGUCAUGAAAGGACCCCACCGUGUGCAAUGCCAGGCCCUGAACAAAUGGGAGCCAGAGUUACCAAGCUGCUCCAGGGUAUGUCAGCCGCCUCCGGAUGUCCUGCAUGGUGAGCGUACCCAAAGGGACAAGGACAACUUUUGGCCUGGGCAGGAAGUGUUCUACAGCUGUGAGCCUGGCUAUGACCUCAGAGGGGCUGCGUCUCUGCGCUGCACACCCCAGGGAGACUGGAGCCCUGCAGCCCCCAGAUGUGAAGUGAAAUCCUGUGAUGACUUCCUGGGCCAACUUCUUAAUGGCCGUGUGCUAUUUCCACUUAAUCUCCAGCUUGGAGCAAAAGUGGAUUUUGUUUGUGAUGAAGGAUUUCGAUUAAAAGGCAGCUCUGCUAGUUAUUGUGUCUUGGCUGGAAUGGAAAGCCUUUGGAAUAGCAGUGUUCCCGUAUGUGAACAAAUCUUUUGUCCAACUCCUCCAGUUAUUCCUGAUGGGAGACACACAGGAAAACCUCUGGAAGUCUUUCCCUUUGGAAAGGCUGUGACUUACACAUGCGACCCCCACCCAGACAGAGGGAUGACCUUCGAUCUCAUUGGGGAGAGCACCAUCCACUGCACAAGUGACCCUCAAGGGAAUGGGGUUUGGAGCAGCCCCGCCCCUCGCUGUGGAAUUCUGGGUAACUGUAAAGCCCCAGAUCAUUUUCCAUUUGCUAAGUUGAAAACCCAAACCAAUGCAUCUGACUUUCCCAUUGGGACAUCUUUAAAGUAUGAGUGCCAUCCUGAGUACUACGGGAAUCCAUUCUCUAUCACAUGUCUAGAUAACCUGGUGUGGUCAAGUCCCAAAGAUGUCUGUAAACGUAAAUCAUGUAAAACUCCUCCAGAUCCACUGAAUGGCAUGGUGCAUGUGAUCACAGACAUCCAGGUUGGAUCCAGAAUCAACUAUUCUUGUACUACAGGGCACCGACUCAUUGGUCACUCAUCUGCUGAAUGUGUCAUCUCAGGCAAUACUGCCCAUUGGAGCACGAAGCCGCCAAUUUGUCAACGAAUUACUUGUGGGCCACCCCCCAACAUCACCAAUGGAGAUUUCUUCAGCACUAACAGAGAGUAUUUUCAAUAUGGAUCUGUGGUGACCUACCACUGCAAUCUUGGAAGCAGAGGGAGAAAGCUGUUUGAGCUUGUGGGUGAGCCCUCCAUAUACUGCACCAGCAAAGAUGACCAAGUGGGCAUCUGGAGCGGCCCGGCCCCUCAGUGCAUUAUACCUAACAGAUGCACGCCUCCAAAUGUGGAAAAUGGAAUAUUGGUAUCUGUCAACAGAAGCUUAUUUUCCUUAAAUGAAGUUGUGGAGUUUAGGUGUCAGCCUGGCUUUGUCAUGAAAGGACCCCGCCGUGUGCAAUGCCAGGCCCUGAACAAAUGGGAGCCAGAGUUACCAAGCUGCUCCAGGGUGUGUCAGCCGCCUCCAGAAAUCCUGCAUGGUGAGCAUAAUCCAAGCCAUCAGGACAACUUUUCACCUGGGCAGGAAGUGUUCUACAGCUGUGAGCACGGCUAUGACCUCAGAGGGGCUGCGUCUCUGCACUGCAUGCCCCAGGGAGACUGGAGCCCUGAAGUCCCCAGAUGUCUAGUGAAAUCCUGUGAUGACUUCCUUGGCCAACUCCCUCAUGGCCGUGUGCUGUUUCCACUCAAUCUCCAGCUUGGAGCAAAGGUGUCCUUUGUUUGCGAUGAAGGGUUCCGAUUAAAAGGCAGGUCUGCUAGUCAUUGUGUCUUGGCUGGAAUGAAAGCCCUUUGGAAUAGCAGUGUUCCAGUGUGUGAACAAAUCUUUUGCCCAAAUCCUCCAGCUAUCCUUAAUGGGAGACACACAGGAGCUCCCCUUGGAGAUAUUCCCUAUGGAAAAGAAAUAUCUUACACAUGUGACCCCCAUCCAGACAGAGGGAUGACCUUCGACCUCAUUGGGGAGAACACCAUCCGCUGCACAAGUGACCCUCAAGGGAAUGGGGUUUGGAGCAGCCCCGCCCCUCGCUGUGAACUUUCUGUUCCUGCUGGUGCAAAUGACGCUCUUAUAGUUGGCACUUUAUCUGGUAUGAUCUUCGUUAUUUUAUUCAUCAUUUUCCUCUCUUGGAUAAUUCUAAAGUACAGAAAAGGGUAAGGUGUCCUUCCUUGACAAAGUACUAUACAGCUGAAGAACAUCUCAAAUACAAUUUUGGUUGGAAAGGAGCCAAUCGAUUUCAACAGAAUCAAAUCUGGGCUUCAUAAAGUCUUUGAAGUGACUUCACAGCGAUGCAGACAUGUGCACUUGAAGAUGCUACUGCUUCCCCAGUACCUAGCAAAGUUCGUCCCUGUUUGUGCGCAUCACUGUGAAACCCCCACCCUUCUGCCUCCUGCUAAACGCACACAGUAUCUAGUCAGGGGAAAAGACUGCAUUUAGGAGAUAGAUAAUGGUUUGGAUUACUUAAAGAAAUAAGGUGUUGCCUGGAAUUGCUGGUUUAUAAGUU